CCCCUCCUCCCUCCUCCUUCUCUCAGGCAGCGGCGGCGGCUGCGGCGGGGCCGCGCGGAGCUAUCUCCUCCCGCUCGCGAGGGCCCCUAGGCCGCGCUCCCAGCCGGGUGAGGGGAGCAGGGCGGUCGGGGAACGGGGCCGGCUGGGGUGCGGGGCCGGCCGGCCUCAAGGGGAUGGGGGCGGCCUGGGCGCAGGCGCGGAGGCCUCCCCACCGCAGGCCUCGGGCCCCGUGCCGGGCUCCGCGAGCGAGGGGUGCGGGCUGCAGCCGCGCCCGCCGCCUUCCCGCGCUCCUAAGCGCCCCUCAGGGAGCCGUGGGGCCGGCGCGGGCUGCGCGCUGCGAUGCUGCGGGCGAUGCUGCGGGCAGGCCCCGGGCAGGCCGGCCGCGGAGCUGGGCCUCGCGCGGCUGGCGGGGCAGCGGAAGCAGCUGCGGCGCCGCGCUCAGGGCCCCGGAACCGCCCGCUCCGCUCCGGUUACUGCAGGGAGCGGCCUGCGUGGGGCACCGAGCGCUGCGGUCCCGCUGCCCGCAACGCGUGCUCUCGUUCCGCGGCGCGUUGCUGUGCGUUCCCGGGCGCUCGUGCUGCUAUAUUUCAAAACAGCGGGCCGGCGUGCUGCGCUCCGGGAGGGUGUGCCUGACAGGGGGAGCAGCGCUCGUCUGUGUUGUGCGGACAGAUUUAGGGCUGUGGAUGAGCUCUUCUAUCCUAAACUUUUUAAAGGAAGAAGCCAUAGAAUGGACUAGAGAACUCCUGUGUCUCUUUAGAAAACUACUGAAACCAGAAGGUCUUCACAAAAUAUGGCUCGUGGACAGCAGAAGAUUCAGUCGCAGCAGAAAAAUGCCAAAAAGCAAGCUGAGCAAAAAAAGAAGCAAGGACACGAUCAGAAGGCUGCAGCCAAGGCUGCUUUGAUAUAUACCUGCACUGUCUGUAGGACACAAAUGCCGGAUCCCAAGACCUUCAAACAGCACUUUGAAAGCAAACAUCCUAAGACUCCACUUCCUCCAGAACUGGCUGAUGUUCAGGCGUAAAGAUAUCUACAGGUGAAAUCAUGGCACCUAUUGACUCUUCUACUGUCAGACCUUACAUAACAAACCUGCAGCUGCUUUUCUAAAACUGUUGAUCAGCAAAAAUGAAGGGGCUACAGAAACAUUCAUAUUUUUAUGCUGUUCCCUCUUGGGCUUCAUGCAAAGACAAUUGUGUAAAUGUACAGUUGUGCCCUCUUUGGAAAUCCUGAAAAAAAAUCAGUCCAUACUUGUUAUAAAAACAAAAAUUUUUUUACAAUUGUAAUUAUAUUGAUGUUCAUAUUGUGUAAAAUAACUCAUUUAAUAAAGUAGUACUUUGAUUUUACAAUAUCACAGAUUAAAUGCUUGUAGAAGUUCUGUUUUAACUUUCUGCAUUAUCUGCCUUAUAAAACAAUAAAAAGACAAAGUGGAAUCUUCCCCAUCCUGCUAAAACACGAGCAGUAUCAUUCCACUGAAAGUAAUGUACAUUACAGUAAAUUAAUUUUACCGCAAGAGGGAAGCUGCUCAGAUUGACUGUUCAGUGUGGUGCCUGCUUGAGCUCAGUCACUCAUUUCAAGUUACUGACUCGAGAGGCACAGCAAGCUCCCCAGAGGCUGCAUAGUAUCCUGAGACUUUGUUCUACGGUUUUGUCCUGUGCAUUGGAGUCUAUUACUACAAGCCAUUUCAAAUGGGAUUCCUGUACUGUGAGGGCUCGAGCUAGUUCCUUAGAGUCUUGCACUGGAGAGACUCUGGUUAGCCUUGUGAUCCUUAAUAGUUGGUAGUUGGCCGAGGCAGCUGAGAGGUGGUAAAGUUUAAUGCUUUUGGGUAUGCUGGCUUAAAAAAUGCUCUCAAACAUUAGUUAAAAACAAUUCUACUCGUAGUUGAGAAAUUAAUUUGAGAAGAUUUGUGAAGUUACUUGAGCAGUCAGCCACAAGUGCUCACCCUCAAAUGCAUCUGGUCAUUUUAGUAGCAGCUCUUCAAGAAAUACGUAGAAUAGCCAGCCAUUAAUAACCUUUCUUUGCAACGAGCCUAAAAUAAGCCUGUUGGAAAACAGCCAAAGUAACUGAAAUGAUAUGGCUAGCUUAAGAAAUUGCAUGUGAUUAAAGUUGCAUUGACAAGAAAAAGCUGGAUAAUAACUCUCCGGCCAAGAGCAUUUGAGAAGCUAAACAUAAUUAGCCUUUAAGUGUUCUGGGCUCAGUUCUAAUCCCAGAUGUACGGUGCAGAAGUAGUGGAAAAACAUCUGAUUUGUUCUGGAGGAUCUGCUGUACAAAAAAAAAGCAACCUAUCUUUGGCAUUUGGAGGGGGUUUAUUUAAGAGCUUUCAUUUAGAACUCGCAGUGAGAAACACCACUGGAAUUGCUGUGAUUUAUUGCUGUUACAAGAGACGUAAUAAUCCUGGCAGUCCAAGUAACCCUUACUACACAGCAGGACUGUACAUCUGACCCUCACAUGGCUUCCUAAAGUCUAGGACCAUAGUCUCAAAGACUCAUUCACUUAAAAGAAUGCACUUGGUAUUUUAUUAUAUAAAGUCAAAGCCUUUGUCUUCGUCCACUCAUUUGCUUUUUAAUGGUACUUCUGUGAGACUAGCUUCCUGUCCUCUUUGCUGUGACAGUUUCUGUGUAAAUACUUACUUUGACAUGAAGUUUCUCUGUAUUAUAGUCACUCCAGGAUAACCUGAAUACCACUUAACUUUUAUAGAUAACGUUGUUCUCCUCUGCGAGUAAUCCACUACUGCACUUGUACACCUGACAUCAGAAUGUAACCCUUCAUUUGGUUUUCUUUAAUGUUAUCAAUAAGUAUAUCCCGACAACCUGGUUCCCACAGAGUAAGAGAUCUGCUGUAUGGAGGAGAGGUACUUAAAUGUUCUGAUGCUGUAGUUUGUCUAAAAUACACUGAGUGCAAAUGGAUAAAGGUGUUUCUUGCACUGACCGGUAAUCAGUAAUCUGGUUUUACUCUGGAAAAUGUUCUGGGAUGUAUCCCUGUAGUUUGGUCUCGAGGUGACGUAUAUGUUCUAUUCUUUCAAUUCAGAUUGUGUAGCAUUAAAUAAAAAGAUUUUGUUUCGUAAACACUCUCUCUCAAUGAGCAUUGAAGAGCUGGAAAGCUGCAUCAGUAGCAGGAUGGUGAAGUUAGAAUUGUAUUCUCAAGACUGUACGAUGCUCAGUUAGAAAACACCAUAUGAACUGAUGUUUUUUCUGUGUAGCUUGUAGAAGGCAAGAGUGAUCCUUGGGUCAUUAAGGCCCCUCGUUACAGUAGCUGCAAUCUCAAAUACAGGAACAAGUGAAAUCUAUGACUGAACUGUUUUAAAGGCUUUAUGAGUGUAGUGGGGAUGCUCUACUAAAUGAGGGAAUAGUUCUUAUUUAGGAUAUCUGUGAUACUCCUUUUACCUAAAAGGUCAGACGAAGGGCUGGGAGUCCUUCACCUCUUCCCGAUCUGAAGAACGACACCCUGUUAUCUGGCUAAAGACACAGUUGUGCAUUGUAACGUGUCUGAUUAAAGAAAGAUAAUAAAAAUCAAAUGUAAAAUGUCA
Gallus gallus (chicken) is the source of this 3520-nucleotide messenger RNA. RefSeq names its product zinc finger protein 706 (gene ZNF706). The record is from RefSeq and is a predicted model, not a curated record. Lineage: Eukaryota; Metazoa; Chordata; Aves; Galliformes; Phasianidae. Bases 791 to 1021 code for a protein of 76 amino acids. The transcript has 5 exons.